Molecule: messenger RNA, 1319 nt
Organism: Gossypium arboreum
Lineage: Eukaryota; Viridiplantae; Streptophyta; Magnoliopsida; Malvales; Malvaceae
Exons: 5
Coding region: 218-1054 (278 amino acids)
Source: RefSeq, a predicted model, not a curated record
AUAACAGUCCGACUAGACAAAAUCGCGCGAUCAUGUUUGUGAAAAGAAAAAAAGAAGCAGCUCGCGCGAUGCCUUGCGACUCUCUGUAGUUACUGUCGAGGGUGGGCCCAUCGGCUUUGGUGUAGUUGCACAUUCUUUUCUGUUGAUUUUCGAUUAUCUCGUCAUAUAUAUGCGGACUAGCGAUGAUAAAUGCUUCUCCCGCUGCUAAAACAAAUCUAUGGACGAAUUUUUUCAGGCAAUUUCGUGGGGGGAGCCUCAUCCCUCUCAGAAGCUCCCCAGCGAAAGCUGCUCUGAUGCUGAUGAAGAUGUGAUCAAGUCUGAGGUUUUUUUUUCCCAGAAUUGGAGAUCAGCUUCUCCGUCGCUACAACCAUGGGAUCCUGGAUCUUUACUGUACUCCAACUGGGCUCAGAGCCAUAAUCAGCCUGGAAUAAGCAGUGGAGGAGUUGUCCCAAACCAGAUCAGUAAUCAUUCUCCAAGCCUAAAGGAACUUACUAAUAAUCAUUCUAUUUUGAAAAGGAACCUAUCAAGCGUAUCUGGAUCAGAACGAGCUCUAAGGAAAAAGAGAAUUGAUCAGGCAUAUCGGGAAAGAUGUAAGAAUCACAAAAUGGAAAUGCAAUCGAAUGUGGAGAACCUUAAAGAAGAAAAUGAUUCUUUAAAGAAAGAGAAUACGUCCUUACUAAAGGAUUAUUCUUUAAUGAAUCGAACUUUGAGAGAUCAAGAAAAAGAGAUUGAACAGUUGAGGAAUGAUCUUCUUCAGCUUAAGCGCGAGCAUGAGAAGCAAAAUGUUCUUGUGCUAACACUUUCAGGGUUUUUAGCUGAUCAAAUGAGGCUUGAAAACGAGAAGCUAAAAGAUGAAAAUGCAUCAUUGAGGAAGAAUGCCAAUCCUAAUUGUAACUUACCACAGCUUGCAGAGGAGAAUGCAAAAUUAAGAAUUGAAAAUAAAGUACUCAAGGUGCAGAAUGAUGCUUUAUGUGGGAAGAUUAUCAGUGACGAUGACAAGAAGCGUGAACAAGAACUGGGUAAUCAUAUAGGAGUUACUUCGGUGGUGCUGUGAUGUUGCUAAUUCUCUUCAGUUAUGGUCUUUGAAUUUGGUCAUGUGUAUACUACCUCAUGUAUUGUUAUUCUAAUACAUGAACAGUGGAAUUUACUAACUAUAGCACGCAUAAGAAGUGUUGAUGUAUUGCCCUUACUAUAUAAAACAUUAGUGGUGAAAGUUGUUAAACUUAUUGUUGGUAAUUUUGCAUAAGUCUUCCAUAAUGUAGAUAUCGGCUGGGCUUUAUCAAUGUAUAAUAAUGCAUAAAAAGUCUUUGUUAUCGGAA